Dichomitus squalens LYAD-421 SS1 is the source of this 1659-nucleotide messenger RNA. RefSeq names its product HET-domain-containing protein. NCBI's taxonomy places the organism in Eukaryota, Fungi, Basidiomycota, Agaricomycetes, Polyporales, Polyporaceae. The record is from RefSeq and is a predicted model, not a curated record. The transcript has 6 exons. Bases 1 to 1659 code for a protein of 552 amino acids.
AUGGAUCACAUCAACUACGAUCCAGACGGCAUGUCCUCGAGCGGCUAUCUAUUCAUGACCAGACACGUUCUGGAUAUCGUAGUCCUGUCCGUACCGCUGCGUAUGCUCUACAGAGACUGCCUAUUCUCCCCCGACAUAGUCCUCCGCUCCCCUCCUUUUUGCGCGCGAGACUUUCGACCCAGCGACCCGAGACAUUUGGGUUAUACAGUCGGUAUGUGGCUCCUUAGCACCGAUCGCGCCGAGCUCCACUAUUUCACCGACCCCGAGACUGUCCCUGGCAGUUAUGCUAUCCUCUCGCACGUAUGGGGGAAGAAGGAGCAACUGUUCCACCAGACUCCAAAAUAUGACGAAGAUCUCCUUCUCCAGCGUCCCAAUGCUCGCGACGCUGCCUCCAAAAAGGUCCGUCAGAUCUGUAUCAUCGCGCAACAGGACCGCUUCCGUUGGCUCUGGGAUGAUACCUGCUGCAUCAACAAGGACAGCUCUGCCGAGCUCUCCGAAGCGAUCAACUCCAUGUAUCGCUACUAUUCCCUCGCCGCUGUGUGCUACGCCUACCUGGCGGACGUUCCGAGCAACCGCUUUUCCUGCGAUCCGGAGGGGCCGUUCGCGAAGAGCAGGUGGCAAAUGCACGGCUGGACACUUCAGGAGCUCAUCGCAGCCCCCGUGGUCAAGCUGAUCUCGUCAGACUGGCAAAAGCUCGGUACCAAGAUGAGACACGCCCGCUUCCUGAGCAGGAUUACCAAUAUCCCCGUUGAAGUGCUCCUGAUGGAUAAGCCGGUCACCAGUUUCAGCAUCGCACAGCGCAUGUCCUGGGCAUACAAGCGGGAGACAACGCGGGUCGAGGAUCGUGCCUACUCGCUGAUGGGGAUCUUCGCGGUCAACAUGACGACCAUCUAUGGCGAAGGCGAACGGGCGUUCCAGCGACUGCAAGAGGAGAUAAUGGAUCACGAGCGUUCAGCAGGUCAUGAGCACACAAAAUACGAGUCAUAUCUCCUUGCGAGGUCCCCGGACGACUUCAAUCCGUCGGACUCUGGCAGGACUAGGUUCUUGCCAAACGCUUUUCGGUCGGUGUCUACCUAUUCUAGGAUGAAGGAGAUCCCCACGUUCACUAUGACACCAUACUACGGCUGUCUUUGUCGCCUUAUGUGCUUUGGUUUUGGCGAGCUCACUCUAGCAUGGAUGGGAUGUGGCUGGGACGGCUUCGAAGGCGAGACGCGAUCCUUGUGGCUCCUUCUUCGCCGCUGUCAAGAUCCACCACCAGACGAAUCCAAACCUCUCUACCACUGUGUAGCACUGUCUACAGGGUACCGUCAAGGAUCCCGCCUAGUCGGACUCUCAGAAGCCGAUUGGCCAUGGGCAUCCUUCACACUUCGUCCGCAGGAGCUGUAUAUUGCGCUCUGGCACACAACCCCGAAGGGACAGGCAUCGUCCCCGAUUCCUCUCGUGCUCCAGCACGAGCGCAUUCGAACGCCAUUCCGGAUUACCUGGGAGUCCGUGAGCGCCGCUUUCGACGGCUGGAAGCUGGAGAGCACACCGACCGUCGAGUUCGACUGGGACGGGGAAGCCCCCAUCGCGUUCUGCUUCUCACGCUACGACGGGCUAGCGCAACAAUCGACGUUGUGGUUCGUGCUCGGAGUCUGUGACUUGGCGGAGCCUCGCUAG